Messenger RNA from Arxiozyma heterogenica, 345 nucleotides. It is a transcript of the gene MPC1, whose product is annotated as pyruvate transporter MPC1. Gene Ontology annotation, biological process: pyruvate import into mitochondria. The transcript has a single exon. Gene Ontology annotation, cellular component: mitochondrial inner membrane. The coding region runs from base 1 to 345 and encodes 114 amino acids. Lineage: Eukaryota; Fungi; Ascomycota; Saccharomycetes; Saccharomycetales; Saccharomycetaceae. The record is from RefSeq and is a predicted model, not a curated record.
AUGUCAGGUAAUAUUCCACAUUCAGCUUCAAGGUUGGUGAUAAGUAAAUAUAUAAACAAACAAACUAUGAAAUAUAUAUUUACCACACAUUUCUGGGGGCCAGUGUCUAACUUUGGUAUACCAAUUGCUGCUUUAUUGGAUUUGAAGAAGGAUCCAAAUUUAAUAUCUGGUCCAAUGACUUUCGCUCUUGUUAUAUACAGUGGGGUGUUUAUGAGGUAUGCUUUGGCAGUGACGCCAAAGAAUUAUUUACUGUUCGGUUGUCAUAUUAUUAAUUCUGCUGCACAAUUAGGUCAAGGUUACAGAUUCUUAAUGAAUAAAUAUUAUCACCAGGAUAAUAAAAAAUAA